Molecule: messenger RNA, 475 nt
Organism: Triticum urartu
Lineage: Eukaryota; Viridiplantae; Streptophyta; Magnoliopsida; Poales; Poaceae
Source: RefSeq, a predicted model, not a curated record
CAUGUCGGGCCAUGUAUGCCCGCGACUCAUCUACUUGGAGGCGGCUGACUACGUCAAGGAGAACACGGCCGCCGACGGGCUCGGCGACUUGCCCACCCCAGUUGCUGCGGAGGUCGCACCGGCGCCCGCUCCGGCGACGGCUCUUGUGGUCUCCCUCCAUGCGCUCGCGGGCAUCCGAGACGAGCGGACUAUGCUCUUGCCGGUGAUGAUCCACGGCGAGCGCCUGGUGGCCCUCCUUGAUAUGGGCUCCACGCAUAACUUCCUGCCCAAGGCAACCAUGCGCCGCUUAGCGCUCCAGCCGACGGGUGGGGAGCAACUCCGGGUCACCGUGGCUAACGGCGACCGACUCUGCUGCCAUGGGCUGGCGGCCUGGCGCGGAACGUGCCCAUCACCAUCGGCCACGGGCACUUCACCAUCACGUGCGACGGCAUCGACUUGGGCUGCUUCGACUUCAUCCUCGGCGUCGACUUCUUGA